This is a messenger RNA of Dothidotthia symphoricarpi CBS 119687, 1809 nucleotides long. RefSeq lists its product as uncharacterized. The transcript has a single exon. The record is from RefSeq and is a predicted model, not a curated record. The coding region runs from base 1 to 1809 and encodes 602 amino acids. Lineage: Eukaryota; Fungi; Ascomycota; Dothideomycetes; Pleosporales; Dothidotthiaceae. Gene Ontology annotation, molecular function: protein binding.
AUGCGUUCCGUAGGCAAAUGCGACACGGCAGGUCGAAGAGCCCAUUACUUGGAAGGCGUGUUUCUCGGCGGUGAAGAAGAGCAGGCUUUGAACAAAUGGGAGGGAGAUCACAACCAUCACGAGGAUGAGAGACAAGACCACGAGCCGGAGCAUCUAGAAGUCGGAGCGAAGCUGCAUGCACUUGCUCGCAAUUCAGAUCGUGCUCGCCAGAUUCUGGGUGAGCUUUUCAGGCUGUACCCAGAUUGGAAUCCGUCUGUCAUGAUGGUUGUCUUUCGCGCUCAUACGAGUUCAGGGCUGGCGAAGCAUCAUGACACAGCGAAAGAGAUAUACGUAGAGAUGAAGGAGCGCAUGGGUGAUGCUGUGUCAGUCGAGGAUUUCGAUGCCUGGCUUGUAGGCUUUCUGGAAGCACGGCACCUAUGGCAUGCGAAGCAAGUAUUCAAGGAUAUGGUCAAGGAUGGUCACCUUCCGCUUGCUGAAUCGACGGAGGGUAUUCAUGAAGUUCUCAAGAGGUUGCAUCUUUUGUACCGUCUGGGAACGGAUAUCUCAAAGAUGACCAGCAUUGCCCUCGAUGCGCUCUCAGUUUUACCACAAGCGUACCAUGGCUACCUUUUCGGCGAUUGGAUGAAAUCCGCUGUGGUACAAAAGGCACCUGAGGCUGCUGCACAGAUCUUGGACAUUAUGUUUCAGCGAGGCUAUGAGCCUGAGACCUUCCACUUCAACAUGUUGCUAAAGGCCCUCAUACGUACGAAAGAACGACCAAACAUCUUGAAAGCGGAGAAUAUCGGUUGGGGUAUGAUCGACAAGGCCAGGAAAGCCCAUGUCAGGAAGCACGACUCGGAAACUACGGCUGAGAUUAUCAACAAGAGAGCACGACGUACGACAAGACUCAACGCAGGUGGCGCAAGAAAUGUACCCGUAGCCAACGCUACCACUGUCGCUCUGAUAAUGCACCAUCAUGCUAAAAACCUACAAUGGGAGCACGUCGACUACCUCGCACGACAACUCCAAGAAACAGCGAUCCAACCAAACGCCGCCAUCAUGAACGUCCUCAUGGACAACAAGACGCGGCAAGGAAAAAACAGGGAGGCCUGGGUGAUCUACAGAACUCUCACCGAGCCGCAAGGUAGUGUUGAAGGCGUAUAUCCCAAUGGCGCCACCUUCCGCUGUCUCUGGAAAACGCUACGCCUCGCCCUGAGCUCCCACGAAACUCGCAAAGAACCCGAUAUCCCCACGCCCCGCGAACUACUGAAGGAGAUGGCUCGCUGGUGGACACUCUGUCGCAGUCGAUACGAUGCCUCGCGUUUCCGGCAAGGCCUCGCAGGCGCAGAUAAUGGCGCAAUAACAAGCUUGAUACUACACUGCUUCAGCUACACACAAGACCUUCCUGGAUCUCUCGUUGCCUUACACGUCCUGCGUUCGAGAUUCGAUAUCUUCCCAACCGACAAAUCUGUUGAUAUCCUGCAGCAACAGAUGGCGUGGGUGGAUAUGGCUUCUAAUCUGGAAUUUGAGCGUGAGCAGUUUGGGCGUGGUGGUUCGUAUAAACGCAAUUUGGCACAAACUCGACGCGUGUAUGACAUUCUGCUGCAGAGACGGUUGGAUCGGAUGGCGAUCAGCGAGGAGGAUUACAUGAGGUUGACGGAGGAGCAGAUUGGCGACAUGGGACUCAAUUUGUUGAGUGAGUUUGUGCGGGUCAUGCUUAAGAGGAAGUUUUUGCCUGAGGUGGUGGAGAUGAUGAUCGAGGCGACUGUGAAUCAGGUGGGAGUUGUGGGGUUGGGGACGGGGGAUAUGGAUGCUUUUGAGGUUGCGUGA